Molecule: messenger RNA, 131 nt
Organism: Cetraspora pellucida
Lineage: Eukaryota; Fungi; Glomeromycota; Glomeromycetes; Diversisporales; Gigasporaceae
Source: the annotation of a GenBank genome assembly
AAGAUAUUACUGAAGACUCAGAGGUAGAGGUAUACAAAAGCAGUAAUAGUAACAAGCAAGAAAAGAAAAAAGAUAAGCAUCACAAUAGUUACAAAAGAAAGAAAAGUGAAACUAAAAAAACAAAUCUACAG